UUGCAAAAGAUGGGUGCCCUCAAAUACGUCGAAGAGCUCCAGAAGAAGAAGCAGUCUGAUGUCCUGCGCUUCCUUCUCCGUGUUCGCUGCUGGGAGUUGAACGUCAUCCACCGCGCCUCGCGCCCUUCGCGCCCCGACAAGGCCCGCCGUCUGGGAUACAAGGCCAAGCAGGGAUACGUUAUCUACCGUGUCCGCGUCCGCCGCGGUGGUCGCAAGCGCCCCGUGCCUAAGGGUGCCACCUACGGUACGGCUGAAGAAUCUGCAAUGCGAAGAAGGAUCUGGNGCAAGCCCACCAACCAGGGUGUCAACCAGCUCAAGUUCCAGCGCUCCCUCCGCUCCGUCGCCGAGGAGCGUGUCGGCCGCCGCUGCGCCAACUUGCGCGUCCUCAACUCGUACUGGAUCAACCAGGACUCGACCUACAAGUACUUCGAGAUCAUCCUUGUCGACCCCCAGCACAAGGCCAUCCGCAAGGACGCCCGCAUCAACUGGAUCGUCAACCCCGUCCACAAGCACCGCGAACUCCGUGGCCUUACCUCCACCGGCAAGCACAACCGUGGUAUCAACAAGGGCCACCGCUACAACAACACCUCUGCCGGUCGCAGAAAGACCUGGAAGAGACAGAACACCCUCUCUCUCUGGCGCUACCGAUAA
Aureobasidium vineae is the source of this 651-nucleotide messenger RNA. The record is from the annotation of a GenBank genome assembly. Lineage: Eukaryota; Fungi; Ascomycota; Dothideomycetes; Dothideales; Saccotheciaceae.